Molecule: messenger RNA, 1863 nt
Organism: Brettanomyces nanus
Lineage: Eukaryota; Fungi; Ascomycota; Pichiomycetes; Pichiales; Pichiaceae
Exons: 1
Coding region: 1-1863 (620 amino acids)
Biological process (GO): dephosphorylation
Molecular function (GO): protein tyrosine/serine/threonine phosphatase activity
Source: RefSeq, a predicted model, not a curated record
AUGGACGGUACUUUUAAAAGGAAACUGAUUCUGAAUGCUCAGAAUAUCAAGGAGCUACAGAGGAAAGAUGAUAAUUCGAAGCUUUCGUUACUAAAGAUUGCAGGAAAAUUCUACAACGAUGACUUAUACUCAGAUUUCGAUAAGGAAGUUCUACUAAUGAAACCUAAUGAUUGUGCCAUUGUACAGAAAUAUUCCAGAAUGGAGACUUUCGACUUGGAAAAUCAUCCUCGCCUUGAAAAGCUUACCAUCAACACUAUGUAUAGCGGUCAUCCAUUGAGAGAAUUCUAUAGACGGUCGAUGUUGAAGUUAGAAUUGAAUGAUAACGUCGACUCAAAGGGGUUAGAGAAUGCCAGAAAUCAGAUUGAUAUUAUUAAAAAGCUUCCUAUCAUUGUAUUUAUUCACGGAUUGGGUGGUCAACUGUCUCAGUUUGAGCCUAUACUUCAGGAAUUUCGUAACUGCGCAGACAUAUUUGGUAUUGAUUUACCUGGUUUUGGCAACUCAAAGCCUCAUUUACGGUGCCGAUCAUUUUCCAGAUUGUCCUCAUAUACCGAUGAAGAAAUAUACAACCUCGAAUCUUCGCUCUCUAAAAUGACAUGGGACGAUUUUCAGUUCGAUGCCAUAGUAGAUAUCAUCUAUCAGAUCUUAAUGGUCAAGUUUCCAGCCAGGCGCUUUAUCAUUAUUUCCCAUUCUAUGGGAACACACAUUUCCAUUAGAUUGAUCAACAAAUUACCGACUGAUCGCGUUGAAAGUCUCUGCAUGAUUUCACCUCCGGGGAUAUUGGACUCUAAUACUACUCGUGUCAAACUGCCGCUAUUUACGCGAGUAUUUCUUGAGUUGUCUAGCUAUUAUCCGCGUCUAUUUGAUCUCUAUAGGCUAUUUGAUCGUCGUGGUGGUCUAUAUUCUAAGUCUGUUGACUCUUAUAUAUAUCCAGAAGAAGAUGAUCUACUCAAGAGGUUAGCACAACUUCGGUGGAACCUUGAUACAAACUCUAAGAUCUUUCUCGAAUAUUUAAAAGGCUUCACUCCAGUUAGUGUUGAGGAGUUAUUGAGUGCUGCGUCCAAGAUACACGAUUCUACUGAUUCGAAAAUACCAAAGAUUCUUCUCUGUUGUGGAGAUAAGGAUAAGUUGACGCCAGUCAGUAGCAGCAGUAAUAUCUGUAAUACAUUGAAGGAGGCAGGCUUUGCUGCAGAACUGAGAGUGGUGAAAGAUGCCAAUCAUUCUGUGUUCUUGGAUAGACCACAUUUACUUUCCGGAAUCAUCUACGAGUUUGUCGUCUCGUUGAAUUUGCAUAUUGAUUGUACAUGGGUGCUAAAAGUAAAGGCAUUAAUAAGUGGUGAUAAGUGGAGUAUGAAGAAUUUGGAGAAGUGGAAUAAAGCUGUGACGUUAUCUAAGCCGUUGUUGAACAUAGCCAGUCCAGACAAGCCAAAGUGUCCCUUGCUAGGCAUGAAAACACUUCGUGAAACAGCUAACCAGCAUAAUCCUAAGAUUUUUGAGCAGGACCAUCCUGAAAUAUUUGGUAUAGUUGACAUAGGGUCGGAUACACCAUCAUACGAUCCGAAUGAUUUUAAGAGACUUCAGUAUAUUAAGUUCAAAACUGAAUCGAAGGUGACUCCAGAUGAUGUCACCAUAGCCAAGUUCUUGGAGAUUAUAGAUAAAUUGGUGGCCAAGAAGGGGCCAGAUCAGUUCAUUGUUGUCCACUGCCACUAUGGACAGAACAGAACAGGAUUCCUUAUUUCAUGUUAUCUAGUAGAAAGACUAGGAUGGAAUGUGAGAGAAUCCUUGGACGCAUUUGAGCAUUCCAAGGAGCCAGGUAUAAAACAUGAACAUUUCAAGAAUGCUCUAUAUCUACGAUACGGAGAAUAG